Molecule: messenger RNA, 1611 nt
Organism: Fundulus heteroclitus (mummichog)
Lineage: Eukaryota; Metazoa; Chordata; Actinopteri; Cyprinodontiformes; Fundulidae
Gene: atp6v0ca
Product: ATPase H+ transporting V0 subunit ca
Exons: 3
Coding region: 189-653 (154 amino acids)
Biological process (GO): proton transmembrane transport
Cellular component (GO): proton-transporting V-type ATPase, V0 domain
Molecular function (GO): proton-transporting ATPase activity, rotational mechanism
Source: RefSeq, a predicted model, not a curated record
GUGACUUUUUCCGUUUCGCCAUUUUCCUCUUCUCCGCCGGAGCUGCCGCUGCCCGUCCUCGCUGCUUCGCGGUGUUCUAAGCUGCCCAGAGGUGACGGUGGGACAGGGGAACCCCCACCGCCGAAGAGAGAGAGCGAGACAGAGGAUAUUGCGCCGUUGAGCUUUGUCGUCCGAAGGGAAGCGCGACAAUGUCUUCUGAGGAGAGCCCCGAGUACUCACCUUUCUUCGCCGUGAUGGGAGCCUCCGCGGCCAUGGUCUUCAGCGCAUUAGGAGCAGCCUAUGGGACCGCUAAGAGUGGCACAGGCAUCGCGGCCAUGUCUGUGAUGCGGCCAGAGCUCAUCAUGAAGUCCAUCAUCCCUGUCGUCAUGGCCGGUAUCAUCGCCAUCUACGGGCUGGUGGUCGCCGUGCUGAUAGCGAACAACAUCUCUGAGAGAGUCAGUCUCUACAAGAGUUUCCUGCAUCUGGGCGCCGGUCUGAGCGUGGGCCUGAGCGGUCUGGCGGCCGGCUUCGCCAUCGGCAUCGUGGGCGACGCCGGGGUGAGGGGCACCGCUCAGCAGCCCCGGCUGUUCGUGGGCAUGAUCCUCAUCCUGAUUUUCGCCGAGGUGCUGGGGCUCUACGGCCUGAUCGUGGCCCUCAUCCUAUCCACAAAAUAAGCGUCUCUCCGUCCAACCACCAUCUCAUCCAUUCCACGUCGACGCAGCGAGAACAAACAGGAGCGUUUCACCUUCUUCCAUGACAACCCGCGGAUCUGACAGGAUGGGAUGGCAGCAGAAACACGCCGGCCAGCCGCCGCUGACGACGGCCCCGUCCUCUGUAGAUGUGACCUAUUCCCUUUUGUUUUGAGCCAUCCGGUUGUGUCGGGUCUUGUGCGUACAGAACGGGCAUGAACAUGUACUGUUUGUUGUGAGAUGAUGUGUGGACAGUCUGCCUGAUUAUAUCGUCUAAUCUUAAAACUGUACAGUGAUCCAGAGUCCUCCCACCCCCCAGUAACCGUAGUAACCAGUCUGUGCUGUGAGUGUGAGUAUCAACGUUUACCCCCCCCCCCCUCUCCUUCAUCCACCCAUUCCUCUUUUUGAUUUCCGUCUUCUGUUGGUGGAUUUUAAUCAUCUGUUUUUCAGGCUGCUGAAAAGUUGUGCACACUGGUAUUUAAUUUUUCUUUUUUUCAUGUUCUUUUUUGGGAACCAUCUUUGAAUCUCUGAAACUUUUUUUUUUUGUCACUAUUUAUGGAAAGCUAUGAAGAUUUUUGAAGCCGUCUAAAUGGAACUGUUUAUUGAAAUUCUCUAUAUACAUAAAAUCUAUAAAUUAUCUGUGUAUAGUUAGAUUUAUUGCACUGUGGGUAAUUGUGCUUGGAUUCCUCUGGAUAUAGUGUGAUUAUUAUUGGAGGAUGUCCACAUGUUCACAUGGAGAUGAGUGUGUGUGUGUGUGUGUGUGUGUGUGAGAGAUCUGAGUGCAUAAUGUGUGAUUUUAUGUUUGAUAUGACAUUCUCAGACACUAGUAUUGUUUACUUGUAGUGCUGCUGUCUUUAUUUUGUUUUUUUGUUGUUCAAAGUGGGAGCUCACUGUUCAGCCAUGCCUGUCAGAUUUCCAAAUAAAACUCAACCUCCUCCAUUCA